AUGUCUCGCUCUUCUUGCGCACCUCCAACGCCGCCGCCCGUCGACAGCGCUGAUAUAGCAGUACAAGCACAGCUCCCAACCAUUCCCACAUCCGUGUCGUCCCCUGCUUGGUUUCCUUCCGUUGACUCUCCUCUCGUUCCAUCUUCUUCCACCGCUACUUUGGUUGACGAUGUCUCGCUGUCGCCACUAGAAAAAGGCAAAGCGACGUUUGAUCCCUCUGUACAUGAGAUUAAAGUUGGCAAGAUCGUCGAAGCGUUGGACGCGAUGGAUGUGAACCAGCUUGAUGUUACUUCGACCGACCUCGAGCCAGGCGAAAUCGCUGCAGACACAAGUUCUCGUCGUUCGCUUGACUCUUCGCUGCCUCCACUUCCUGCAUCUCCCGUAUCCUCCGCUCGCACCACGCCAGAAUUCGCUAGUACCCUCACAUCAAAGGCUGCUUCAGUGGAUCCUGCAACGACUACCCCAUUGCCAAUUUCUCCACCUCGUGUUUCGCCAACCGACCAGCCACAGUCGUCUCCGUCGUUUGCACCACAUCUGCCCGAACCAGUUGAGAAGACGCCGAAUGUGUAUAUCAACGGACUUCCUCCUAACUUUCCCGAAGACCAGUUGUUCCAGCUGGCAGUCCCGUUUGGCACGGUGCGGAGUGUCCGGAGCUUUACGCGCCACGUAGGGGACACAGAAACUGGCUAUGGAUUCGUCCUGUUCGAUACUAUUGCCUCUGCGGAGCGCUGUAUUAAUUCAUUGAGACGAUACAGAAACUUGCAUCCGACGUUCUCCAAGCAAGUUCAUAAGAUUCCCGGCACGAUCUAUGCCCACACACGUAAUGCACCUGCCUCUCAAGUCACCUCAGCGUCAGCUUCCUCACGAGACGGCAACUCGUCACUUCAUGGCUGGGAGCAGGAAGAGGGUAGUACUAGCGGGGACUCGACCUUCAAAGCUCGCAUGGAACGGCUUUCGGACAAGAGCAGCACGAACUUAUACAUCGAGGGGCUUCCGUUAAGCAUUGAUGAAGUGACUCUGGCCGCGCUCGUCUCUCCUUAUUCCAUUCGCAGCAGCCGAUUCUUCCAGACACGUCUUAGUAACCCACCACGGAUUAUUGCUUUCGUUCGCCUCGAGACGCGCUCUGCUGCAGAAGAAAUUAUCGAGCGUUUGCAUGGAAGAAUGGUCCGUGGGUGGAAUGACCCGGGUAGUCGUAUCUCGGUGCGUUUUGCGGAUACGACGGAACAAAGGGAGCUUCGGCGCCAAGAGCGGUUGACGCGCGAAGGCGAAGGAGGAUCCAGUCAACUUAGUAUCGCGCAGGCGACGUUGUUGAACCUUCGCGGCAAUGACCUCAAUCGCAACUCGAACGGUGGUUAUAGAGGCAACGAUGUCUCUGAGCCAGCAACACGUGUUCCUUUUCAAUACGCUGAAUACCCCGCCGUCCCGCAUUCGCGGCAGUUUGAUGCGCUUGAUCACGCUCGUGUUCCUCCUCGCUAUCCACAACAGCAAAUCCCGUCAUACUACGAUGGCUCCCCCGCCCAAACUCAACGCAUCAACCCGGCUAUGGCUUCCUUGCUCGAGUCUCUUCAAGCCCAGGCAGACUAUCACCACAUCUCGGGUGUUCCUGUGUCAAAUGUUCGUCCGUUCGUCCCUCGCGGACAACAAGGACUUGGGAUUGGAAGCGGUGGAGCUCACGCACAACUUGGUGGAUAUACUCCAACUGAGGAGUUCAUUUUGCGUGCUCGGUCCGAGUCCCUUCCGCCGUUCUCCAACGCGUCUUUGAAACGCCGACCACCGCCUUUAGAUCUCAACGAUGGCCGCUUGCAUCCUGUCGAGGGUAGUGGUGACGCAAACAUUGGAAUGGGUGUUCGUGGUUAUCGCACACAAGCAUCUACGCUCUCUUUCCGCCAUGGCCAACCUCUCAGUCCAGUGUUUGACGCACCAGAAUCAUCGAUGAACGAGGAAGACUUCCAUGCUCAACGUGGAGACAGAAACCAUUCCCUUCACAACAACAACAACAACAACAACAACAACAACAAUAGCACAGCUCGCAUGCCUCGUAACACCAACUCCUCUUUUUCUCAUCACGCUCAUUCCGCGCCCUCUCAUUUGCGCGCUCAGCAUCACAAUGAAUUUGUUCCCCGUCAUCGGCAAUCGUCGCUUCCUUCAAACCAGAAUCAUUCCUACCAGCAUUCGCAUUCACAACAGCAACUUCACGAAUCCAGUUCCAGCAGCAACAACAGCACCCACAACAACCAUGCGACGACUAAAGCUAAUCACAUUCGCGUCGCACCGCAUAUCAACACCAAUGUCAACAGCAACAACAACACCAACCCUCUUUACGGACGUGGCCAGCAGAUUGUGUUUCCAAACGAUGUCGAGCAAGCCCAAUCUUCUCCUGCGUUGGUGUCCCCAGCUUUGACCUACUCCUCAUCGCGCUCCUCGGGUUUUAGUCCGACGACACCGUUCCUUCCUUCCUUCGAUGAAGGCGAGAACCCACAGGAAACCGAUGGGUUCGGUGGCAAGAAGAGGAUCGAGGGCCAACACCACCACCAAUCGCAGCAAGCAAGCGGACCUGUCCUGACUAGAUGA
Molecule: messenger RNA, 2571 nt
Organism: Mycena indigotica
Lineage: Eukaryota; Fungi; Basidiomycota; Agaricomycetes; Agaricales; Mycenaceae
Exons: 7
Coding region: 1-2571 (856 amino acids)
Cellular component (GO): cytosol; nucleus; ribonucleoprotein complex
Molecular function (GO): poly(A) binding; mRNA 3'-UTR binding; poly(U) RNA binding
Source: RefSeq, a predicted model, not a curated record